Molecule: messenger RNA, 2899 nt
Organism: Nothobranchius furzeri (turquoise killifish)
Lineage: Eukaryota; Metazoa; Chordata; Actinopteri; Cyprinodontiformes; Nothobranchiidae
Gene: pnisr
Product: PNN-interacting serine/arginine-rich protein
Cellular component (GO): presynaptic active zone; nuclear speck
Molecular function (GO): RNA binding
Source: RefSeq, a predicted model, not a curated record
UAACAACCCGACUGUAAAUUUUACGAGCGGUCCAUGAACGCAGCCUGACUUCACUCUUCUUCUACCCACUGCAGCCAUUUUGAUUUGGAACCGCACCGCCGGGAGAAACUGACUGGAAAAGAAGUGGUUUCGGAUAGGGUGAUGUGGGACCAGGGAGGACAGCCGUGGCCGCAGUGGCCUCUAAGCCAGCAACAGUGGAUGCAGUCUUUUCAACAUCAGCACGACCCGGGUCAAGUGGACUGGGCGGCUCUUGCACAGGCGUGGAUAGCCCAAAAGGAGUCAACGGGAACACCACAGCACAGCGUCCAGCCAAAUGGCCAGGACAUCCCGGGGCUUGACUCUGCUCCACCGCCCAGUAACCAUGGAUCCUUCCAGGGAGACUCGGCAUUUGGAAGAAUAUGGCAGCCAGAGUGGGGGAUGCACAGUCAGCCCCCUCCUCCUCCUCCGCCCCCUGACCAGGCCUGGAUCCCUCCAGGUUCAGGACCAAUGGAAGUGGUGACCCCCAAUGAGGACAGCAACAGCCAGGACAGCGUGGAGUUCAACACUGAAGCCCACCGCGGGGUUUUCCCCCAGAACAGCCAUGGGUAUGGGGCACAGCCCGACAGCUACGCCAUGGCCCCCGUGGCCAUGAACCAGUUUGAUUAUCAGCAUGGAGCUGCUUCAACGUUCACCCCCACCCCCUCUUCCACGGGGUUUCCUUCUCCAUACUGGCAAGGCCCUCCACAGAACAGACGCGAUCCCCGACCACCAGGGUUCAGAGACCGGCCCAGGUCUCCCGUCCAGCUGCCUGUCAAACCAGAGACUCCAGCACCUCUAGAUGCGGUGAAACGACGCACCUUACCAGCGUGGAUCAGAGAGGGUCUCGAAAAGAUGGACAGGGAGAAGCAGAAGAAGAUGGAGCGAGAGCGAAUGGAGAAGGAGCGUGCAGAAAUGGCGAAAGAUGAUCCUAAAAAGAAUGACGUUGAUGAGGACGGGGAUGGGCCACGUUUACCCCGCAAGAGUAAAUUUGACAGCGAUGAUGAGGGAAAUGACCAUGAGGAUGAUGAAAAGAUCUCCGUUAAAAAAGAGUUUCCCGUUAAGAGCCCAUCUCCGCCUGCAGAAGAUAGCGAACCAGAAAUGAGUGAGGACUUAAAAGAAGAGCUCCUGAUGGGACUCACUAAGACACUCCUGACGGAGAUCCUCCUUACCGUCACCAAUGAAGAGAUCCUGCAUGUGGCCAGAGACACUCGCAGAAAAGCCACACGAGCUCCUGCAAAACAGCUGGCACAGUCAAGUGCACUGGCUUCUCUGACUGGUCUCAGUGGUAUUGGUGAUUAUGGUUCAGACGAGAGCGAGGAGGAGGACGAGCGCAGUGUUCGAGGAUCGGAGUCUUCUGACACAGACGAUGAAGAGCUGCACCAUCGCAUUCGGGAGAAGCAGGAUGCCUUCCGCCGCAAAGAGCGAGAGAUGCAGAUGUUGCAGGAAAAACAAGCACAAGAGGCUCUACUUGCACGUGAGGAGAUGGCUAAGGAGAGAUUGAGCAGAGAAAAGGGGGAGUAUGAGAAUCCGUUAGAAAACACACACAAACAGGAAGUAAAGGAGAGAGAGCCAGAGCCCUUGGUAGACAGGCGAGUGUCACGCAGUGAUGAGGGCAAGCAUUCAGCCAAAGGGAAGGAGCAGUCAGGGAGAAGUGGCAGCAGUUCUCCAGCCAACGAUUGCAGCAGCAGCUCCCACUCCACCUCCAGCCACAGCAGCUCCCGCUCUUCCUCCUCAUCCUCUUCUUCUUCAGCGUCUUCCCGAAGCUCCUCUCGGUCCUCGUCCCCUCGGCGGAAAAGGAGGCGUAGUCGUUCUUCAUCCCGUAAGGGUCGCCGGUGCAGCCGAAGUCGCAGUUCCCAUAGGCAUCGCAGUGAUAAGGGCAGGGACCGGAGGAGGAGCAGUGCAGUGCGAUCGGGCCGCCACAAGAAGGACCGCAGUGUGUCCAGAGAGCGCAGGAGUCGCAGGAGUAGAUCCCGAUCCAAAGACCGAGGUAGAGGCAGGGCGAGAGGCAGGGAUAGCCGCAGUCGCAGCAGAGACCGAGGGAGGGAUAAAGAGAAGAAAAGGAGCCGAGAGCACAGAGAUAGCAGUCAUAGUCGCAGCAACAAACGCAAACAAAAGGCUUCCAGCAAAGACAGACACAGGGAGAGAGACAGGAGUCGAAGCCAUGACAAAGAGAGAGAAACGAAGAAAAAGGAUAAAGACAAGGAAAGAGAAAAGGAAAUGGAUAGAAAGAAAGAUAGAGCUAAAGAGAAGGGAAGCUCUGCAACAGAAGAAGAUGGCAAAUCAAAAAAAAGGAAAGAAAGUGAUUCACGCUCAGAAUCCCAGAGUGACAAACGCUCUCGACAAGAUAGCAAAACCUCCAAGAAGGGCUCAAGCAAAGCUAGCAAGAGACACUCAGACUCGGACUCUAGCAGGUCCCCCACCCCUGAAGUAAGCAAGGAAAAAAAAUCUAAAAAAUCCAAACGCAGUCGUUCAAGGUCGACGGAAAAAUCUCACAAGUCUGGUAAGAAGGCAAGCCGCAAACACAAGUCUAAGUCACGAUCAAGGUCAGCAUCCCCGUCCCGUCGUAGCAGGCGCUGAGGAGCACGAUCCAUGUCCGGAUCUGUGCACUGAAUCGUUUAAAUUCCAUGAGUUGAGCAGGCUUGUCUCAUUAUAGAGGCACUUGUGUAGGUGAACACCCCUCAUACAUUUCUUUUAUUGUAAAUAUGUUAUCAUUUUUAAAGUGUAACUGAAGAUCGUGGCAUUUUGAAUCUUAGAGUUCAUUAUACAAAGUUAAUUGGACACUGAAAACUAAAGUUGUAUGAUUUUAAAACAUGACAAGAUUAACGUUUUUCCUCCCCAUACAUACAUUGUUGUAAAGUGUUCAAUAAAAACUGUUUGUUCA